CGAUCCGGUGCCCGAGCGUCUACCACGCCACCACGGCACGCCCAGAGCCUGUUGGACUGCGUGGAGCAAAGGACUGGACCCCUGCUCGCAGACGUCCAGCGAUUUUGCCGUCCGGUGCCGUACAGACCAGGUUAGCCUGUGGGCUCUCAGGCAGCCUCCCGCACAUAUCAAAACCAUGCUAAGAGAAGUCGUCAACGCCGUCGUCCUCACGUUCGUGGUCAGCGAGUGGCUCUCGGAGAAGCCGGGCCGGCGCCUCGUGCUGUUCGCGCGGCGAGACGCGUCGACGAAGGCGCUCUGUGCUGCGUUGGGCUGUGCCUUACUCAUAGUGAACUUCGUGGGCGACCACGUGCCGGCGCUGGGCGGCCUCCUCGCGUCCAAUGCAGUCGUGGCCAUCGUGGAGGGCGCCGUCCUCGCGGCGGGGGCCUACGGCACGGCCAAAAUCACAAGGCGGCCGUGUCUUUGCGGCGUACCGACGCUUACGAAGGGCGACGUGGACAAAAGCGCGUUCCUGCGAGCGUUCGCCGUUUGUACGAUACUGUGCUACGUCCAGGGCGGCAUGGCGUUCGCGCACGUGUACGUGCCGCGCGCCGUCGUCGCCGCGGCCGCGUUCGUCGCGGUCCUUUAUGUGGAUGUCCGGAGGACGGUCGACGUCGAGGUCAAAACGUUUGGCAAGGAGUUGGGGAAGGCCUGUGCCUACGUCGCGCCCAUGUAUCCUUUACUAGCCAUCCUGUGUUCGCUCAUCUUCGUGCCGGUCAUGUCGCUGUUCGAAAAGGCCGGCUGGAAUUUGAGGCGCCUAGACGCGCCAAUCUUCUACACCGUGUUCUACGGGCCGUUCUCGGCGGUCUACGUGUUUGCGAAGCGCGCGCUGCUCGACCAGCGCUACGGGUUGCCGGUGAGCGCGUCGCGGCGGGCGGGGGCCGCGGCGGUGGCGCGGGAGAUGUCUUAAUUUUUGUUGUCG
This is a messenger RNA of Pelagomonas calceolata, 958 nucleotides long. Lineage: Eukaryota; Pelagophyceae; Pelagomonadales; Pelagomonadaceae. The record is from the annotation of a GenBank genome assembly.